CCUGUACCACCUUCCAAACCUAUCCCUACGGACUUCCGAUCGUCUCUUUCAGCUUGGUGGUCUAACUCGUCAUACCGCGAAGCGAGAUAUGCAGAAGAAAGACUUCUUCGUCGUAUGGCCAUGUACCGACCUUCACCUAAUUUACCCGUUCAUAAGGGAUGGAAACAUAAAGAUGAUACAUUGGUGGAUUAUAUCAAUACUUUGGAAAUUUCCAAACCGGAGGAUGCCAACGCGAAAGAAGCGGUCGUGGUGUUACAUGGAUAUGCCGCCGCACUUGGAUUCUUCUUCCGUAAUUGGGAACCCAUAUCUCAAGCAGGUUCCGCAACUUCCCGUCGUACAUUCUUUCUCGAUUGGUUAGGAAUGGGACUUUCAUCACGACCUUCCCCUGAUCUUUUAUCUUCUCCAUCAACCGCCUCAGUACCUUCUCGUGUAGCAAGAGCAGAACAUUUCUUUCUUUCAUCUUUAGAAGAAUGGCGUCAAUCAAUGGGAUUAGAUCGUAUCAUUUUAGUCGGUCAUUCACUAGGAGGGUAUUUAGCUUCGGCAUAUACAGUCAGAUAUCCUGAACGUGUUCGUUCACUUAUUUUAGUUUCACCGGCUGGUAUACCCAGAGGACCUGAAUGGAAACAUUUCCCUACAUCUGGUCAAACUUCAGAAGCGGAUAUGACUGAUAUGGCACAACAUGGUGAACCACCAGUUGCGGAAGAAGAACAUGUUCCUGAACCAAAAGGAGAAGCUAGACAAUGGAAUCAGAAUCCUUCCAUGUUUGCCAGAGGGGCGAGAAGAUUUUUCAUUUGGGGUUGGGAUAAAGGUUUAUCACCUUUUUCUAUUUUACGUGCUUUAGGACCUUGGGCACCGAUGACCGUUGGGAGAUAUUCUAGUAGACGUUUUGUCGGACAAUCAGAAGAAGAUAUAAGAGAUUUACAUGCUUAUAUAUAUAACACUAGUAUUCUCAAAGGUUCAGGGGAAUAUUGCAUCUCUCAUAUUCUUGCUCCAGGUGCUCAUGCACGUAUUCCCAUAGUCGACAGGAUCAGUAAAGUCACUUGUCCCGUGACUUUCAUUUACGGGGAUAACGACUGGAUGGACGUAGAUGGAGGUCACGAAUCUGUCAAAGUUCUCAACAAAGCAGGAAACAAACAAGCCACCGUUCAUGUCGUACCCAAAGCCGGCCAUCAUGUCUACUUAGAUAAUUCAGAAGUGACCAACCGUAUCAUU
Molecule: messenger RNA, 1212 nt
Organism: Tremella mesenterica DSM 1558
Lineage: Eukaryota; Fungi; Basidiomycota; Tremellomycetes; Tremellales; Tremellaceae
Exons: 6
Biological process (GO): cardiolipin acyl-chain remodeling
Cellular component (GO): mitochondrial inner membrane
Molecular function (GO): A2-type glycerophospholipase activity
Source: RefSeq, a predicted model, not a curated record